Molecule: messenger RNA, 1143 nt
Organism: Stegodyphus dumicola
Lineage: Eukaryota; Metazoa; Arthropoda; Arachnida; Araneae; Eresidae
Product: splicing factor C9orf78
Biological process (GO): mRNA splicing, via spliceosome
Cellular component (GO): spliceosomal complex
Source: RefSeq, a predicted model, not a curated record
CUUCUUUCGUUGUCUUGUAAACAAACAUGGAUUCUUCCAGCGAAGUUAAAAUGUUUCGUCCUAAACGAAAAAAUAAAUGUUUACGAUUAAAAAGGGCAUCUUCUGAGAGCGAAGAUGAAAAAGAAGAAGAUAUGAGUGAAUUACUUGAAGAUGCCAAGGAGCUGAGAAAAUUAAGGAGGAGGCCUCAUGGUGUCAGUGCAAUUGGGCUAGCAUUAGGAAAGAAGUUGUCAACUCAAGAGGAGCUUAUCUCAGACCAUGACCCUUUUAAAAUGAAAACUGGUGGUUUCAUUGAUAUGAAAGCUUUAAAAAUAAAAGGAAAAACUGGCGUUGAAGAACUGGAUGCUGUAAAUUUAGGUAGUGUAUUUUCAGCAGAAACAAACCGAAGAGAUGAAGAUGCAGAUAUGAUGAAAUAUAUUGAAGAAGAGCUUAUCAAAAGGAAAGGGACAUCCAGUAUUCCACUAGCAAAAAAAGAAGCUCUAAAAUUAGCAGACAGUAGUAGUGCUCAUGAAAGUGAAGAAAGUAAUACUAGUGAAGGACCUCUGAAAGCUGAGGAUGUACUGUUUGAAGUGCCUGAGCAUUUACGAAAGUCUUCAACUAAGAAAUCUGAAGAAAUGUUGUCUAAUCAGAUGCUUUCCGGUAUACCAGAAGUGGAUCUUGGAAUACAGGAGAGAAUUCGAAAUAUAGAGGCAACAGAAGAAGCAAAAUUACAAGUUUUAAGAGAAAGAAUGACUAAAAAAGAAAAAAGCAUGUCUUUUGUUCCAACUAAUAUGGCUGUCAAUUUUGUUCAGCAUAACAGAUUUAAUAUAGAAGAAGGAGAUCAACCAAAAGUUAAGAAAAUAAGACAAGAAAUUACACCUGCUGACAAACAUACUUCUCCAGUAAUCAUUCCUUCAGCAGGCCCCAAAUUAAACAAAUCAAAGCCUGAAGAUGAAGAAAAAGCCACUGAUGAUUUUCAUUUUGAAAAAUUUAAAAAGCAGUUUAGGAGAUUUUAAUAUUUUUAUACACAACUUUAACUGCUUUGUACAAUGGUAUUGUAAAAUAUGUAAGGUACAACACUUUUUAGUAUCCUGUAAAUAUUUUUAAUAUUUAUUUGUAGAAAGAAGUAACAUUUUUAUGAAAAUUUAAAGAAUUAUGAACAGAGCC